AUGCAAUUUAACGCCGGACUUGGAUUGGGACUUGGGCAGACCAUGGCUUCUCGGGCUGAACUGGAGGGCUCACAGGGUAGCUCUGGGACUGGCGAACUCGGGGCUAAUGCCAAGCCAGCAGUGAGCGGACCCAGUGAGGAACCGGGUUUGCUUCCCGCUUAUUCGACCAUCGCUCUGGUGGAGGACGAGCCGGAGGAUCCCUGGGCAGUGCCCAAACUCGAGGCUGUUGGCAUCAAGUGGUCAGAUCUGAGUGCCGCACAGAAGGCUGUCCGUGUGCUGACGGCGGUGUUGAAACUGGUGUUACUUCUUGGCUUCCUCUACGUGUUUGUGUGCUCGCUGGACAUCCUGAGCUCGGCUUUCCAGCUUGUGGGAGGUAAAGCUGCCGGAGAUAUCUUCAAGAAUAACGUGGUCCUGGCAAAUCCUGUGGCCGGCCUGGUGAUCGGGAUCUUGGUAACAGUUCUGGUGCAAAGUUCCAGCACCUCAUCCUCGAUCGUGGUCAGCAUGGUGUCCUCUGGCUUGUUGGGAGUGCAAUCCGCCAUCCCCGUGAUCAUGGGGACGAACAUCGGCACCUCGGUUACCAACACCAUCGUGGCCUUGAUGCAAUCCGGAGACCGGACUGAAUUCAGAAGAGCUUUUGCAGGUGCAACUGUGCAUGAUUUCUUUAAUUGGCUGUCAGUUCUUGUCCUGCUACCAAUUGAAGCAGCCUCCGGCUAUCUAUACCAUCUCACUCAGAUCAUUGUUCAAUCAUUUGAUCUCAAGAAUGGUGAGGAUGCUCCAGAUAUGUUAAAAGUCAUUACUGAUUGCUUCACGAAACUUAUUAUACAGUUGGAUAAAUCUGUAAUAAAUGAAAUAGCAACAGGAAAUCCAGCAGCAGCAAACAAAAGCCUUAUUAAGGAAUGGUGUAAAACCACAACUCAAAUGGUAGAGAAAAAUGUAACUGUUCCCAAUGAAUACAACUGCACAUCACCUGAGUUUUGCUGGAGUGAUGUCAACCAUACUUGGACUCUGAAAAAUGUAUCGGAAACAAUAAACCUUCAAAAAUGUCAUCAUCUGUUUGUAAAUACAGCAAUAUCUGAUUUAGGCGUUGGUCUAAUCCUUCUUGCAGCCUCUUUGAUUGUACUGUGUACCUGUUUGAUACUUAUUGUUAAACUUCUCAACUCCAUGUUAAAAGGACAAGUUGCUACAGUUAUCAAAAAAUUUAUCAAUACUGAUUUCAAAUUUCCAUUUGGUUGGUUAACUGGAUAUAUAGCUAUUGCAGUGGGUGCUGGAAUGACUUUUAUUGUUCAGAGCAGUUCCAUUUUUACUUCAGCUCUUACUCCAUUAGUUGGAAUUGGUGUAAUAAGCAUUGAGCGAGUAUAUCCCCUCACACUGGGUUCCAAUAUUGGUACAACUACAACAGCUAUUAUAGCUGCUCUUGCUAGUCCAGGAGAAACCUUAGCUGACUCUCUGCAGGUGAGUAAUUAA
Messenger RNA from Rhincodon typus (whale shark), 1464 nucleotides. RefSeq names its product sodium-dependent phosphate transport protein 2B-like. Lineage: Eukaryota; Metazoa; Chordata; Chondrichthyes; Orectolobiformes; Rhincodontidae. The coding region runs from base 1 to 1464 and encodes 487 amino acids. The transcript is spliced from 12 exons. Gene Ontology annotation, cellular component: brush border; apical plasma membrane; vesicle. The record is from RefSeq and is a predicted model, not a curated record. Gene Ontology annotation, biological process: sodium-dependent phosphate transport; intracellular phosphate ion homeostasis. Gene Ontology annotation, molecular function: sodium:phosphate symporter activity.